AUGAACACCCUCUUCAACACCGCCCUCAAACAAUCCACCUCCAUUAAACGCGAUCUCUCCCCUCAAGCCGGGGCCCAACUAUCAGCCUCCCUCCUCGGUCAAAUCUCCGCCUCCCUCAUCUCCUUCUCCCGCACCCUAGACUCCUACGCGGACCUCGCGAAAUCCGAGCUCAACCCCUCCAAAAAAGAAAAAGCCUUCGAGCGCAUCGAGUCCUUCCGCUCCGAACUACAAUCCUUCCGCGAGCAAUUAAAAGAGCUCCGUGCACAAACAGAAGAUGUGCAAACAAGCGUAAACAGGCAAGAACUCCUAGGACGAAGACCACACCACACCAGCACGCCCGAAAACCCCUACUCAGACGCAGCGAUCGCCUCCGCGCCCAGUACGCACAAUCCGUGGGCGCCCAAAGAUGCGAAUGGCAGCAGCCUGGGCAUGAACAGUGGGGACUACACGCGAGAAACGCACGCGUUGCGCGAACAGAGUUUUUUCGCAAACACACAUACGGCGCUGGAUGAGUACCUGGCGCGGGGCCAGGCUGUGUUGGGAGAUUUGGGACAGCAAAAGGAGAUUUUGAAGGGGACGCAGAAGAGGCUUUAUAGUGUGGCAAAUACGCUGGGGGUGAGCGGGGAUACGAUUCGCAUGAUUGAGCGGAGGGCCAAGCAGGAUAAAUGGAUUUUUUGGGCCGGGGUGGUGAUUUUCUUUGGGUUUUGCUGGCUUGUGCUGCAUUACUUGAGAUGA
Molecule: messenger RNA, 735 nt
Organism: Lachnellula hyalina
Lineage: Eukaryota; Fungi; Ascomycota; Leotiomycetes; Helotiales; Lachnaceae
Gene: bos1
Product: Protein transport protein
Exons: 2
Coding region: 1-735 (244 amino acids)
Biological process (GO): vesicle fusion; endoplasmic reticulum to Golgi vesicle-mediated transport
Cellular component (GO): SNARE complex; ER to Golgi transport vesicle membrane; late endosome membrane
Molecular function (GO): SNARE binding; SNAP receptor activity
Source: RefSeq, a predicted model, not a curated record